Messenger RNA from Saprolegnia diclina VS20, 357 nucleotides. RefSeq lists its product as hypothetical. The record is from RefSeq and is a predicted model, not a curated record. NCBI's taxonomy places the organism in Eukaryota, Oomycota, Saprolegniomycetes, Saprolegniales, Saprolegniaceae. Bases 1 to 357 code for a protein of 118 amino acids. The transcript has 2 exons.
AUGACGCAGCUCACCAUCUCUUAUACAUCGGCAGCCACGCUCUUGGCCGCCGGCGCCAUCUGCGCCCGCGCGCUCAAUGUCCUCGGCCGGGUGUACCUCGGUGUCUGCGCCAUGGCGAGCGCAGCCUGCGCAGGCGCGGCAUACAGCGCCUCGUUCGGCGUCCCGAGCGGUCAAGUCGGCUGGACGAUCGCGGCCGCCCUCGUCGUGGCCCUCGCGGGGCUCGAACCCGCAGCAGUGCGCCGGGCGGGGACGCUUGCCUACGCGGCCAUGCUUGGGGCCUCGCUGGGCCCCACACUGAUGUCGAUCUACGCCUUGCAACGAGGCAAUUCUUUAGUGCACACUUUGUGCAUCUUUUAA